AUACGAAUGAGGCGACGCUGAAUAAUUACAAUAUCAUUUCAGAAGUAUUACAGCCCAUCGCGAUGACGGUCAGGUUUUCGUCGAUCCCGACGGUGGUCGUUUUGUUCAACGCCGUAUUCGAUUGCCAAGUUCGUAACGGUUUUCUAUGCAAUAUCGCUUGUACACAUUUACCGUAAAAACCGCAGAACCCUCCGGCCUUUGGGGCGGCACGGCCACCGGAAGUACCCGAGCCGUAUUAAAAAACCGUUCGGAAAUGAUUCUUUUUUUCUUUUUUUCCCGUUUCGACGCCACCGUGGACGCUCAAUAGAGUCGAUCCGGGCAGCAGUGUCGUGUCGAGUUCAAUCUUAAGGGUAUUGAAAANGUUCGUAACGAUUUUCUAUGCAAUAUCGCUUGUACACAUUUACCGUUGGUUAGGUUUUUGCAGAACCCUCCGGCAUUUGGCGGCACGGCCACCGGAAAUACCCGAGUCGUAUUAAAAAACCGUUCAGAAAUGAUUGUUUUUUUUUUUUUUUCCCCGUUUAGACGCCACCGUGGACGCUCAAAAGAGUCGAUCCGGGCAGCAGUGCCAUGUCGUUUUUCAACAACACCGUCGUCGAUUCGUUCACGUUGACCAGAUGGAUGUGGACGGAUUCGUCCGGCGGCUUUUGGGACACCAGAUUAAAAGUAACGUCACUCAAUAAAGACGGUAUGUGGACCUGCAAUUAUUAUUUGUUUCUUUUAUUUUUCUCGUUCGAUCGAAUNAAAAUUUACGAGCGCCCGCCAACCGGGUAAAUAUCAUUGCGGUGCUUUUGACGAUACUAGAAAUUUGUUUGAUUUUGUAUGAAACACGAUUGCAGCAUUUACCUUUCCUCUGUGAUAAUAUUCAAGCCGCGCAUCAUAACGAUAUCAUCCAUGGCAGUCAACAUCAACAGAAUGUGUUUAAAUAAGCCAAAAAAAAAGUCAACCAUAAAAAAAAAUAGUACAAUUUUCUUAACAUAAGAUUGUAUAGUUAUAUCUAUUUUCUUAGCCUUUCUCUUUUAUGUUUGGUUUUUUGUUUUUGUUUUAAAAUAUUAUGCUAUUUAAUAUUAUGCUCACUACUAAAUUUAUGUACAAAUCUCGUGUCCAUAUAAUCGACAUAAAUGACAUAAUGCGAUCGUUAGACUAAAAUAUAUCGCGUUCAGGAAGUCAUAUAUAAAUGUAUAAUAUCAUUUUAUUUGAA
Molecule: messenger RNA, 1198 nt
Organism: Cinara cedri
Lineage: Eukaryota; Metazoa; Arthropoda; Insecta; Hemiptera; Aphididae
Source: the annotation of a GenBank genome assembly